AUGGCUGCCCUCACGAUGGCCGACCCAGCAAGAGCAGACUUUUUCCACAGCAUGUACGGAUACGGAGGCCACGGCGCUAGCCUUCCACCACCAGUAGUCCUCACCUCGACCUGGUGGGAUGAGCAGAAGAUUGAGGAAACCGUCUGCCCCAGAUACAUACGAGAACGCAUCACCGACAGUGCGCUGAGGCGUAAGCUAGAGGAACCUUUGAAGUUUGGAGAAGGCCUCACAGAGGCAACCUAUUCUGAGUGGAUUGUGGAGCACACACGCAAGUUUUUCCUGAUAUUGUGUGAUCUGGGAUGCCCAGAGUAUAUUUUCAACAUCAUUGAUGGAUCGUGGGACGACGAGGAUCUGCCGCUGUCGAUGGCAACGAUUGAGAGGUUGGAGCUUCCGGCAGUGUCACAGGAUAAGAAGUUUGCAAAGAAGCAGUAUGCGUAUCUGGUUAGGGAGCUAGCGGAGGGACAGCAUACGGACUUUGAGGAUGAGGAGUUGGUACCAUUGGAGGUUAUGUCGAGACGGACGCAACCUGGGUCGGCGAAGCAGACAGUGGAGAAGGUUUACUUCCCAAGAUCACGGGAAGUGUAUUAUUCUCGAAGACGGGUGCCAUUAGGAUACGGAAGCCAUCAGUUACCAGUCGAAUCCUUCCUUGAAGAGCUCGAAACCCUUAACUCAAUCACACACGACCAUAUAGUGAAGCUGCAUCUUUCAUACACACAUGAGAAUGUGGGAUUUCUUGUUUUGUCGCCGGCACUCGAACUCAAUAUCAAGUCUUUUAUUCAGUACCCACCCACAACAUGGAAGUCGAAUACCAAAGAAGAACGGCGACGGAUAAUCUUCAAUUGGGUGCUCUGUCUCAGCGAUGCUCUAGCAUACCUGUAUGACAGAGGAAUUGCACAUGGCGAUAUAAAGCCAUCCUCAAUUAUAAUCGAGCAAAAAACAAACCGAAUCUUCCUCUCGGACAUUAGCAACUCGAAACGCCUAGAUCCUACCCAAAACAUCCCGCAAUCACCCAACUGUGGUGGAAUCCAGGACAUGGAGGCCUACGAAUACGGCGCCCCAGAGCUCUGGCAGCGAACGCUCGUAUCCCAAGAAUCCUCCAGCCCCCCUACAAACACUAUAUUCUCCGGACGCACCUACCGCAAAUCAUCAACCCAUUCGGAGGACAGUAUCUCAAUCACCAACAGCACCCAAAUCGGGCAAUGGACAGCCUUCGCUUCCAACCCUUCCAAAUCCGACGUCUUCUCACUCGCAUGUAUCUUCCUGGAGAUCUUCACCUUCCACGCAAAACGCAAGACUACCGCAUUUGCCUCGCACCGAUCCCAUAAGAACCGUCGCUCCCGUGAAUCCGCACCCCCGGAUUCAUCUUUCCACUCAAAUCUCGGCCAGGUCGAGACGUGGAUCACCGAUAGCCUCAUGAAAGAUGCAAGGAAGAAGAUGGACAUUCCAUUCUCUGAUGGACUCGGCCUGUGUCGAGAGAUGCUGCAGCGAGAUCCAGAGAACCGGCCGGACCCGCGCGGCGUUGUUGGGCGGCUGUACCAUACGGUUGUGGCGCCGGCGGUAGCACCAGAGUUGCCGCAUUGUGGGUCCAGCGAAGUAGAUGUACCGAUGGGCUUAUUUACGGGAUGGAAGGACGAGAGCGGACGAUCGCUAUCAACGGCGAGUAGUCUAGGGAGGGCAUCAAAGAGGUCGACGAUCUCGACGAUUAAUAGUUCGGACAAGAGGUGGAUGGCGAUCUAG
This is a messenger RNA of Morchella importuna, 1737 nucleotides long. RefSeq lists its product as uncharacterized. Gene Ontology annotation, biological process: mitotic DNA damage checkpoint signaling; protein phosphorylation. The record is from RefSeq and is a predicted model, not a curated record. Gene Ontology annotation, molecular function: protein serine/threonine kinase activity; ATP binding. The transcript has a single exon. Gene Ontology annotation, cellular component: nucleus; cytoplasm. The coding region runs from base 1 to 1737 and encodes 578 amino acids. NCBI's taxonomy places the organism in Eukaryota, Fungi, Ascomycota, Pezizomycetes, Pezizales, Morchellaceae.